Messenger RNA from Pygocentrus nattereri (red-bellied piranha), 3481 nucleotides. RefSeq names its product reticulon 1b (gene rtn1b). Gene Ontology annotation, cellular component: postsynaptic density; neuron projection. Bases 1 to 2358 code for a protein of 785 amino acids. The transcript has 9 exons. The record is from RefSeq and is a predicted model, not a curated record. Lineage: Eukaryota; Metazoa; Chordata; Actinopteri; Characiformes; Serrasalmidae. Gene Ontology annotation, biological process: neuron differentiation; endoplasmic reticulum tubular network formation; brain development.
AUGUCCGCGAAGCCCAGCGAGGAGCCAAGUUCAGAGGGCGGGUGGUACGGAGACGGUUUCGAGAAGAUGGAUCGGUUUGGGAACGCCGCGGCCCGGUUUGACGACUCGGAGGAUGGGCGGCAGCUGCGAGACGAGCCGAGUGAAGACGGGCAGCUCUUCAGCCAUGCCGAGAGCGACCGGCAGCCGCUCCCUGUUGUCAUGGAAACUGCAUCUACAGAUAAAUUGGAUAGAGACCUGCUGAAGAAAUCCAUCGGUGACCUGGGUGACCCUUACACAUCUCUCCUGUCCAGUCAGAGUUACACCUACCAGCAAGACACCUCCUAUUUCUCGGGUGACCGGGGCAGAGGGGAACAGAAGUACCCAGAGGGCACUGAUGACCUCAUUCCUGGCCUGGAGUCCCAGUCUGCUAUGUUCAGCUCAGAUUCGGGCAUUGAGAUGACCCCAAGUGCCGAGCUUGGCUACAGUUCCCACAAGUUGCGUGACUCAGAUAAGCCUUCAGAUUCCACCUAUAGCUACAUGGACAUUAGCAGCAGGGAGGAGCCACAGCGGCCCCUGGAGGACUGGGGGAUAAGAAACGUCUCUGCCCCGCUGCCCAGCCUAGGCGGAGAGCGCUACCUGGAGAAGAGCCCCUCUCCAGUGGAGGUGGAGACCCUGGGCCCUGCGGCAGCACUGGACUCACAGAACAUGCCCUACGUCGAGGAGCCUUCAGACGACGAGCUGAGUGACUACCAGCCCUACCGCUCUCCAGGGGCCGAAGGCAAUGCCAGCCCAGUCAGGAUCACCCUGACUGAGAUGCCAUCAGUGUCGCCCACUGCCACACAGCGCACCACACCAGUCACAGUGUCAGAGAAAGAGAGCAUCCUGAGCCUGGGGCUACAGGGAGUGCCCAUUGUCACUCUGUCCGAGCCAGAGGAUGAAAGUCCUGGAUCCUCCACACCACCUCUCACUGAAGAGUCUGACUCUCCAUCUGAUCCUGUGAUUCAGGCCAGCGAAGUGAAAACUGUAAGCUCCACUCAGGAGAAGGUUGUGGAGUCUUCUUUACCACCCUCUCAGACCACCCUGAAGCAGAGUUCCUCAGAAGAGCGUAAGAGCAGCCCUUCUCUUUCCUUGUAUGCCAAGGAUGCUGAUAUCAGCGGUGGAGAAUCUGGCGACUCUGAGAUUGAGCUUGUGUCUGAAGAGCCUAGCCCACAGGCUCCCAGCUCUGGCUACAUGAGCUUCAGUAAAAGUCCCACCACGACUCCAUCUCCCCCUGCUCCUACUCAAGUCCCUGCUCCAGCCCCUGCUUCUGCCCCAUCUGCCCCUCCAGCUCAUGUCCUUGCUCCUACUGCGGUCCCUGUGACAGUCCCCAGCCCAACCAUGCAGUACAGCAUCCUGCGGGAGGAGCGUGAGGCUGAACUUGACAGUGAGCUGGCCUUGGAAUCCUGUGGGGAAGAAAGCCCCAAGAGAUUCCUGCUGGACUCCACCAUCACCAAGCCAGGCAAGACCGACUCACAUCUGCCUGAGCCUCCUUCCCCCUCAGCCACAGCCACUGCUGCUCCCACAGUGAGUCCCACUCCUCCUCCCUCUGCUCCUGCCCCAAGCAUCACUCCAAAAGAGAAGAGCCCGAGUGUGGAGGAGAAGCCCAAGCCUAGCAGUAGUCCCUCAGCCCCCAGCCCAAGCCUGCCGGAGCUGAAGGUGGAACAGCCUGCUGGGGAGAGACUUGGGGAGAGGAGACGAUCAAGCCAGAGCCGCCGCGGCUCCGAAAGACAUGCCACGCCCCCUGCUUUGUUCCAGGGCCUGACCAGAGAGAAAGCGAUGGAGCUGUUGUACUGGCGAGACCUGAAGCAGACGGGAUUGGUGUUUGGCGGUGUGUUGUUGUUGCUCUUCUCUCUGACACAGUUCAGUGUGGUCAGUGUAGUAGCCUACCUGGCCCUAGCUGCCCUCUCCGCCACCAUCAGCUUCAGAGUCUACAAGUCUGUGCUUCAGGCCGUGCAGAAGACUGAUGAGGGACACCCCUUUAAGUCAUAUCUGGAGAUGGAGAUUUCAUUGUCCCACGAUCAGAUGCAGAGGUAUGCAGAGAACACCCAGCACUACAUUAACAGCACUCUGAAGGAGCUGCGCCGACUGUUUCUUGUGCAGGACCUGGUGGAUUCACUAAAGUUUGCAGUGCUCAUGUGGCUGUUGACCUAUGUAGGAGCACUCUUCAAUGGCCUCACUCUGCUCAUCAUGGCUGUGGUGUCCAUGUUUUCCAUGCCUGUGGUCUAUGAGAAAUACCAGGCACAGAUUGACCAGUAUCUGGGCCUAAUAAGAACUCAAGUAAACUCAGUAGUGGGAAAGAUCCAGGAAAAGAUUCCCGGGGCCAAGCGAAAGGCUGAGUAAAGUCCAAAGGGCAGCUGGAGAAUGCUAGGAGGCCCUGACCAGCCCUUGCUUUAUUACAGGGAGAGCUUACUGUUGGUCUGAGGGUUCCCCAGCACACACACACACACACACACACACACACACACACACACACACACACAUAUAUAUAUAUAUAUAUAUAUAUAUAUAUAUAUAUAUACACAUUCAAAUGUACAAGUUACUGGAGCAUAGUUCUACUUUGUGCACACUGUGGUGUCUAGAGCAACAGCCAAGCCGUUCAGAAGAAGUCCCACCCUUGCCCAGUAUCCAUAGAGGAAAAAAAAAAAGCAAAACGCAUUGCAUUGUCACUCAAGCACUAAGCUCUAGUGAGAAAAACAAUCAAUGAAAUAUAGGAACAAGUUGAAACAAAAAAAAACAAAAAAGACAAAAAAUGUGUUUUUUUGUGUUGCUUAUUAAGUGCAUGAAGUCAAGAGUCUUAAGUGCUGAUGCAUUUCUUCUUUUCCUCUGGUUUUCUUUGUUCUUGGCUUUCUCGGCUAUGCUGAAGACAUUUCUCUGUAGUGUGUGAAGGAUCUCUUCAGCUUUAGUGCUCUCCUGUGAUAGUCUCUUCUUCUUCAAGAAAAGUCAAAAAAGCAGCUUUUUUGUCUCUGGGGCUUCGGGUGGGGUUUCUCUUCUCUUAAUAUACCUACAUAUUACUUAAAUAACAGCUAGAUGCGUGGACCUGCUGAGGUUUACCUUCUUUGUGUGGCAAAUAUUUAGCAAUGUUCUGAAUAGGUAUGAUAAACUAACUUGUAGUGUGUUUCUUUUUUUUUUUACACACACACACACACGCAUAUAUAUAUAUAUAUAUAUAUAUAUAUAUAUAUAUAUAUAUAUAUAUAUAUAUACACAUACAUAUAUAUAACUCGUUACAGUAACUUCCAAGACUCAUGGUUUUAGGUACUGUUGUCAGUCUUCUUUUAAGUAAAAUGCACAUGAACAAGAGAGACGGAGGAGGAGGAAGCGUAAAGCGAAUGAAUGCCAGCUUGGUGAUUCUGUCCAUCUUUGUACUAUGUUGAGUGUAGUUCUUCUUAGCCAUGGACUCUUAACUAUUUGCACUUAAAAUGUACUCGUAUACUGAAUGCGGAAAUAAAUGUUCUUAAAUGUA